AUGAGUUGUGUUCAUGCAGCUGUCCAUCAACCUGCUCUUUGGUUUUGCUUCCAGUCCAACAGGAAAGGGGCGUCGCCGAAGCCCGUGACCAGCCCAGCCCCCGCCCCCGAGAAGGCCCCCCCCCGGGCCGAGGCCCACGCCUGUGCACUCUGCGGCCGCUGGUUCCCCUCCCUGAUGGGCCUUCGUGUCCACGAGCGCCGCAGCCACGGGGAGGAGGCGGCGCUGGGGGGCCCGGCCCCGGGGCCCGCCGCCCUGUCCACGGACCGCUUUGACCAGUGCACCCAGUUCCGACCCGGGAGUCUGAAAGCGUUCCACUGCCUUAUCUGCGCUUAUCGCACCAACAUGCUGUGUCUGCUGAAGAGCCACUUCCGGAAGAAACACCCAGAGCCGCCAGCUGACCGGAACGCUGGUCCAUCGGGGACCCUCGAGGUGGAGGGGGGCGGCCCCCCAGCAGCGGGGGACCCCCCAGCCGAGGGGAACCCCCCCGCUGCCCAUCCAGACCUCCAGAGGGACCCCUCCCCGGCCCCCCUGCCGGCAGUCAAAACCAGCAAACACUCUGUGUACUCGGAGCCGGCAGAGGUCCAGAGACAGCUGAGUCACUACAGAUCAAUGGCGCCGGCCAAUAGCGUGGCUCCGUUGUCCGGGGAGGUGUCUGGCGAUAGGACGCUGCCCUGCGAGUUCUGCGACUUCUCCAGCGGGCACUGGUCGAGUGUGCGGCGGCAUUACAUGAACAUCCACGGCAAGAAGGUCCACCGCUGCAAGGACUGCUGCUACUUCACUGGACUCAGGAGGAAGCUGGAUCUGCACAAGAAGACGGGUCACUCCCGCGGCCCGGCGCAGCCCCCGCCCCAGAAGAGGCUCCGCUGCCCGCUGUGCCUCUACCACACCCUCAGCCGGGACCACCUGGUGGACCACGUCGUGCUCCACCGCCAGGAGCGCGUGGUCCCCAUCGAGCUGCGGCGGCCCAGGCUGUCGCGCUACCUGGCGGACGUGGUCUUCCGCUGCCAGGAGUGCACCUUCACCUGCGGCAGCGCGGGCGCCCUGGGGGCCCACGCGCUGAAGCACGGCCCCGCGGGGCCCUACGCCUGCCGGCUCUGCUACUUCCGCUGCCCCCGGCUCGGCCUGCUGGAGGCGCACCUGUGGGAUAAGCAUCAGGUGGAGAGGAACCAUGAGCUGGUGGGACAGGUGAACCUGGACCACCUGGGAGGGAGGAGCGGGGGGGGGGAGGAGGGGCAGGACGCACGGUCCCACCCCAGGGAGGGGGACCGGGAUGAAGAGGGGGUCACCCCAGGGUGGGACGGGGUUCAACGGCGAGGGAAGCAGGAGGGACGAGACGCCACGGCACGUCCGCGACGCAGAAGAGAGGAGGAAGAGGAGGGGCGGCGGCGUUGUGAUGGGCGACCGCCGGCAGCGCCGAUGGGCUCGGAGGACGGCUGUACUGGGGGGGCGGGGUUCACGAGCAAACGGAGGGCAGAGGGCGAGGCCUCGGCGCUGGAGGACGGGGGGGCCGUGGGACCCCCCGGGGGGCCGGGGGCAGGCGACGGGCCCUCGGGGGCUCAGGGGUCCUCCGGCGCGUCUGGGAGGGCGCCGCCCGCCGCCCCCGCCGUCCCAGACGGAGCCGCGGACACGGAGCCCCGUGAGGAGCCGUCGCUGAGCCCGGAGGUCCCGCGGGACCACCGGGCGGGGCAGGGCGACGGGCUGGGGAGCCCGGAGAUGCCCGUUCUGGAGAACGUCUACCUGGACCGCAGACUCUCCGGGCAGGGCUCCCUCCAGCGCGGAGAGCCCCCCAGCGGAGGAGCCCUGGGGGGCUCGGGGGACCCGGGGACCUCUCCCACCAAAGCGGCCCCCGCAGACCCCAGCGCCGCCCCGAGGACGCGCUCUGGAGCCCCCGGAGCGCUGAGCUGCCCCUACUGCGGACGCGUCUUCUGCACCGCCGCUGAGCUGCAGGGUCACGUCAAGAGGCACAGGAUGUAGAAUCAGUCGUGUCAAGAGGCACAGGAUGUAGAAUCAGUCGUGUCAAGAGGCACGGUCCUCAGACUGAUGGUCGGAUCAGCUGCUGAAGUGUCUUUGUAAAUAAGUUGUUCUUACUGUUUUAUUGGCUGUAAUCAGAUAUUUUAUGAACUUUGUAGAACUCUUUCCGUUUCAAUGUCUGGACCUUUUUUUUCUUAAAUAUGUUUUCCAAUAAAACAAGUGUUUCUAAUCACUACAUUUA
Gadus macrocephalus (Pacific cod) is the source of this 2212-nucleotide messenger RNA. RefSeq names its product zinc finger protein 142-like. The coding region runs from base 1 to 1974 and encodes 657 amino acids. Gene Ontology annotation, biological process: regulation of DNA-templated transcription. The record is from RefSeq and is a predicted model, not a curated record. Gene Ontology annotation, molecular function: RNA polymerase II cis-regulatory region sequence-specific DNA binding; DNA-binding transcription factor activity, RNA polymerase II-specific. The transcript has 8 exons. Lineage: Eukaryota; Metazoa; Chordata; Actinopteri; Gadiformes; Gadidae.